GAUCUGCUCACAGCACCCGGCCCAAGGUCUGACCCGUAUCAGUGGAGCGUGGGAUGCAUGUUCGGUGUGGGUGAGCGUGUAUCUUGUCUUCUGCCAUGUGUGAGUGUCUGCGAGGAAUCUUCCGUGUCAACUGGAGGCCCUCUUCAGACGCAGAGUCUGACAGAGAGAGCAGUCAUGGGAAUCCACAAGCCAGAGAUUCACCUGUAAACAACAAAAGACGCUCUCCCCCCUCAGAUAGGCCUCCUUUUGGCGCUCAUCUGAGUACACAGCACAGCAUCUCUACUGAUGAACAGGACAGCCCAGAGCGAAUUGUUCAAAAGGAGAAACUCCAUGCAGAACUAAAACAGGUUUUGAGUCUGAAAAGAAGCCAGUUUAGAGACACCCAAUCCACCCUCACUGACAUGGAGGAACCCCCCAAGACAGACAGUAAGAAUGAGGUGGAGAAGGAAAACCAUUUGUCAGAGCUUGUGGAAGUGGUUGUUGAAACACAGGCUGAGGUUGGAGCUAGUGGGUACAGUGUUGUGGGUGGAGGGGAGCAAGGCAUCUUCAUCAAAGAGGUUUUGAAAGACUCCCCAGCAGCAAAGCACCUCAGUCUACAGAAAGGAGAUCAACUUCUAAGUGCCAGGGUGUAUUUUGAUAACGUGAAAUAUGAGGACGCAUUAAAAAUUCUUCAGUGUGCAGAACCCUACAAAGUGUCCUUCUUUUUGAAGAGGACUGUGCCAGGAAGUGAAGUCAGCAUACAUCCAAGUGCACAAAAUCUUGAGCCCAGAGGACCUAAGGCCAAGAUGCAAAAAAUGAGCGUCAAAAGCGUGAAACCGUUCAAAACCAAGAAAAUGAGAGGAGGAAGAUUUGGAUUGAAAAGGCUGAAAGAGAAUAAAAAAACAAGAGCACGGGAAGAUCUGGAUGUUGAGGGCUUACCUGGUAGAUCAGACCUCAGUUCUGUUGAUGUUGAGUUUGUAUUCCCAAAGUUCAAGAUGAGGAAAGGUGGGAAUGCCACUGCAGAUGGAUCAGGACAUCUGGAAGUCGUUAUCACUAAGAAGAAGAGGAAGAUCAGAUUUCCAAAGAUGAAGGCCAUGGAUGCUGCUGUGGGUGAAGGGAAUGUCAAUGUAGAUGUUUCAACACAUGAGGGAGAGGCCUCUAGGGCAAAGCUGAAGGACAAGACAAAAGGUCCAAAAUUUGGAAUGAAUUUCCCUAAAAUUAAAAAGUCAAAGAUAAAUGUACAAUCAUCAAAUGACAAUUUUGAGGUGAAGGAACUAGAAGGCAAAUUUAAGCCUCCAUUAGCAGAGCGUGAUUUCAACAUGCCUCAGAGCAAAGCUGAAACUAAUGUUCCUAAUCUUGAGGUUAGUUUUAAAGGUAAAGGAGAGGGUACUGAGAUAAAACUACUGAAGAUAAAUCCGGAUGUCUCGGAUACAAUGGGGACUGUUCCAAAGUUCAAACUGCCAAAGGCAAGACUUUCUUGUCAUUCAGAUGAAAUUGAUGGAGAGAAAAGGAAAGAAACUGAUACAUCUGAAAAUAAACUUAAAAUGCUCAAGAUUGACAUCAAAGCACCAAAUAUGGAUUUAGACUUACAUCUCCCAAAGUCUAAGGGCACGGCUGAAUUCAAAGAUGGUGAAGUUCCUGAUUGCAAUGUAAAAGGAACAAAAAUCAACAUAGCCAAGCCUGACAAAUCAUUACCAGUGCUAAACCUUCAUGUAAAACAAAAAUUUGGAGAUGCCAUUGAUGGAUCCAUGGUCAAAGAGCAUAAGAUUUCUCUCCCCAAACCUGACAUUGCAGUGCCCAAGAUAGAAACGUCAAGUCUUCCUACAUUAGACGUUUCAUUACCAAAGAUGACUGCAAAAAACAUUGAUACUGAGGGACAUGCAAGUACUGGGGUAAAAUAUGAAAUGACAAAAUUAGACAUCUCUCUUCCAACAGUAACAUCCCCUGAGGGUGAAGUUAUAGUUGAAGAACCUGGAGCAAAAGGUGGAACAUUUCACAAGCCAAAUAUCAGCAUUUCGUUACCAAAAGGUAAAGGUGAAGCAAAGGUGGAUGGUCAUUCUGAGAAAGGACCAAAUGUGAAAAUGCCACAAAUAGACAUUUCCCUCCCCGAAAUGAAAUUACCACAAGCUAAAAUUGAUAUAGAAGGGCCUGAGGUUGACAUUUCCUUGCCGAAAGAAAUGCUAGAGGUAGGUGCAGAUGAUAAGGGCCACUUUGGAAAAGGGGAAAAGAUUAAAAUGCUUAAAGUAGAUGUCUCACUACCUAAUGUAAAAUCACCUGAGCAUGCCAUUGCUGAGGGGCCUAAUAUUAAAGCAGGAAAACUGAGUAUCCCAUCAACUGAAAUUUCACUUCCUAAAGGUAAAACUGAGGGAAAUAUUGAGAUUGGAGACCCAUCUGGGAAAGGAGGCCAAUUUAAAAAGCCACAUCUAGAUGUCUCGAUUCCAAAAAUGAAAUUAUCCACAGGUGCAAUCAAUACUGAGGAUCCAGAGGUCAAAGGUGAGAAAUUCCAAAUGCCACCCACUGAUAUAUCAUUACCAAAAGGAAAAAUAGAGGUCAGUGUUGAGGUCGAGGGUCAUUCUGGAAAAGCAAACAUGCCCAAAAUUGAUCUAAAUAUGUCACUGCCAGAAAGUAAACUUGAUUCUUUGAGUCCUGAUAAAGGAAAGUUUAGCACCCACAGAGCUGAUAUUUCAUUACCAAAAGGAAUAACAAAUGAACAGAUUAAUAAUGAGGUUGAGAAGGGAGAUACGUGUCCUAAAUCUGAUAUAAGUCUACCUAAACUCAAAUCAGGAGAAGUUGUUUUUGAUGUUAAAAGAAUCAAUAGGAAGUUUCACAUGCCACCAAAUGAUAUUUCCUUGCCACAUAAAAAAGAUGAAAGAGAUGUUAAUGUGGAACCCUCUGGUAAAUGUGGAAAGAUUGAAAUGCCAAAGGUUGAUAUCUCUCUACCUGCAGUGAAAGCUUCUGGUAUUGAGAUUUCCUCGCCAAAAAUGAAGUCACCACAAGGUGACAUCAGUAUUGAAGGGCCUGACAGCAAUAGAUUCAACAUUCCAUCCGCUGAUAUAUCAUUUCCAAAACUAACUGACACAGGUGAUGUUGAUCUCAGAAGACAUUCGGGAAAAAUAGGAAAGCCUGAUAUUCCAAACCUGGAUAUUUCCUUACCAAAAUCUAAAUCAACCAAGGGGGAACUCAGUGUGGAAGGACCUGAAUUCAAAGGUGGUGAGUUAAAUAUACCUUCUUAUAAUAUCUCCUCAGCAGAGGUUAAAACAGAGGGUGAUAUUUGUCUGGAGGGAAAAACCAAAAAGGGCACAAAAUUUCAAAUGCCAAAAUGGAACAUCAUUUUACCACAAAUAAAAUCAGCAGGGACUGAAAUAAAUAUUGAAGGACCUGAAUUGAAGGGUGGGAAGAUAGAUAUCCCAGAUGUUGACAUUUCUCUUCCACAAGGAAAAGUAAAGGGAGAUGGCAAAGUUAAUGACAGAAAGGGGGGCAAGUUUCAUUUUCUUCAAUUUGAUUUGUCACUUCCAAAGAUUAAAAAAAGAUCUGUGGAAGUCAAUAUAGAAGGACCUUAUCUAAAAGGAUGCAAAGUUGACACACCUUCCCUUGACAUUUCUUUGCCCAAAAAUAAAACUGAGAAGAAUACUGAUAUAGAAGGCCAUUGUGGAACAGGUAUAACAUUUGAAAAAAGCGAUGGUUCACUGCCAAAAGUAAAAGCUACAGAAGGAGGAAAUGGAGCUGAAGCUCCUCAGAACCAAGGAGGAAAGUUAGAUAUGCCAUCAACUGAAAUGUCCUUACCAAAAGGGAAGGGUAAAGGAAACAUUGAUCUUGAAGGCAUAAAAACAAAUUUGCAUAAAUUUGUUAUUAGCUCACCUAAGAUUAAAUCUUCAGAUGGAGAAAUCAAUAUUGAUAUCAAGGAUGGAAUGUUUCAAAUGCCUUCUAUUGAUAUCUCUCUGUCAGGAGGAGACACAGGAGGAGAUGUAGAUGUUGAAGGACAUACAGCAAAAGGAGGAAAAUUUGAAAUGCCAACAUUUGAUGUUUCCUUGCCUAAAUCAAAACCAUCAGGAGGUGAAAUCAGCACUGAAGAUCCCAAAAUCAAGGGUGGAAAGAUUCAUAUGCCCUCUAUAGAUACAUCUCUGCCUGCAGGAGGCACAGGAGGAGAUGUAGAUGUUAAAGGACAUGCAGGAAAAGGGAAAAAAAAUGAGAUGCCUAAAUUUCAUGUUUCCUUGCCUAAACUAAAACCAUCAGGAGGUGAAAUAACCACUGAAGAUCCCGAUAUUAAGGGUGGAAAGAUUAACAUGCCCUCUAUUGAUAUCUCUAUGCCUGCAGGAGGCGCAGUAAAAGAUGUAGACGUUGAAGGACAUGCAGGAAAAGAAAGAAAACUUGAGAUGCCUAAAUUAGAUGUUUCUUUGCCUAAAUUAAAACCAUCAGGAUGUGAAAUCAACACUGAAGGUCCUGAUAUCAAGUUUGGAAAGAUUAACAUGACCUCUAUAGAUACAUCUCUGCCUGCAGGAGGCACAGGAGGAGAUGUAGAUGUUGAAGGACAUACAGGAAAAGGAGGAAUAUUUGAAAUGCCAAAAUUUCAUGUUUCUUUGCCUAAAUCAAAACCAUCAGGAGGAGAAAUCAAUAAUGAAGUUCCUGAUAUCAAAGGUGCAAAGAUUCACAUGCCCUCUAUUGAUGUCUCUCUGCCUGCAGGAGGCACAGGAGGAGAUGUAGAUGUUGAAGGACAUGCAGGAAAAGGAAAGAAAUUUGAGAUGCCUAAAUUUCAUGUUUCUUGGCCUAAAUCAAAACCAUCAGGAGGUGAAAUCAACACUGAAGGUCCUGAUAUCAAGGGUGGAAAGAUUCACAUGCCCUCUAUAGAUACAUCUCUGACAGGAGGAGUAGCAGGAGGAGAUGUAAAUGUUGAAGGACAUGCAGGAAGAGGAAAAACAUUUGAGAUGCCUAAAUUUCAUGUUUCUUUGCCUAAAUCAAAACCAUCAGUAGGUGAAAUCAACACUGAAGGUCCUGAUAUCAAGGGUGGAAAGAUUCACAUGACCUCUAUAGAUACAUCUCUGACAGGAGGAGUAGCAGGAGGAGAUGUAAAUGUUGAAGGACAUGCAGGAAGAGGAAAAACAUUUGAGAUGCCUAAAUUUCAUGUUUCUUUGCCUAAAUCAAAACCAUCAGUAGGUGAAAUCAACACGGAAGGUCCUGAUAUCAAGGGUGGAAAGAUUCACAUGACCUCUAUAGAUACAUCUCUGACAGGAGGAGUAGCAGGAGGAGAUGUAGAUGUUGAAGGACAUGCAGGAAAAGGAAAGAAAUUUGAGAUGCCUAAAUUUCAUGUUUCUUGGCCUAAAUUAAAACCAUCAGGAGGUGAAAUCAACACUGAAGGUCCCGAAAUCAAGGAAGGAAAGAUCCACAUGACCUCUAUAGAUACAUCUCUGCCUGCAGGAGGCACAGAAGGAGAUGUAGAUGUUGAAGGACAUGCAGGAAAAGGAAGAACAUUUGAAAUACCUAAAUUGGAUGUUUCCUUGCCUAAAUUUAAACCAUCAGGAGGUGAAAUAAAUGUUGAAGAUCCCGAUAUCAAGGGUGGAAAGAUUCACAUGCCCUCUAUAGAUACAUCUCUGCCUGGAGCCAAAGAAGGAGAGCUUGAUCUGGGUGAUGACACUAAAAAUGGUUUAAGAUUUCAGAUGCCCACUGUCUCUGUCCCUAAAAUGAAACUAACAGAUCAUGAACUAAUAGUUGGGUCAGAAAAGAAAGCCAUAGAUAUUUCAGUUCCUGAACUGACUCAUGAUUCUGAUAUAGCGACCAAAGCUACUGGUGUCAAAAUUAGAGAUCUAAAUGUCCCUGAAGUAACUUUAGGUGGGAACAUCAAGCUGCCAAGUGUGAAAAUACCAACUGUUGACAUAUCUGCUCCAAAAGUUGACCUGGACUUUACUCUUCCCAAGGGAAAGGGCAGUGACAGAGAAAACAUUGAACUUCUUAAAGCGGAGGAGGGAAGGCCAUCAUCUGGGGCAGACGUCUCUAUGAAAAUGCCCAAAAUAUCACUUCCUAAAUUUGGCAGAAAGUUGAAAAGUGGAGACAAACUAGAACAAGACAGUCCUGACUUAUCAAUAGAUUUGGACUUAGAAAGAACAUCACCAUCAAUGGAAACAUCUAAAAGGGAAACGGAAAUAAUUGCUACUGAUGCUGAAAUUAAGAUAAAAGCAGGCGCUGGAGAAAUUACAAAACCAGAAAUCAGUAGAGUAGAGGAUCCUGAUAUUAAGGUCAAAUCCAAGCUCAAAUUCCCCAAAUUCAAGACACCUACUCCUAAAGCAAAACUCAAAGAUGCAGAAAUGGAUAUGCCUGGAUUCCUGGGAAACAAAGGAAAGGUCAGAAUGCCAGAAGUUGAGAUAUCAUUGCCAAAAGCAAAUAUUCCAGAAUCUGAGGUAUUGCUUCCUAAAACUGAGGUUGAUGUAUCUGAAGCAGAUAUCAGAGGUUAUGAGGGCAGUUUAAAAAUUCCUAAGAUGCCAACAAUUGACAUAUCAGUUCCAAAAGUUGAUUUGGAUGUUUCCUUGCCUAGGUUAAAACUUAAUGAACCAGUAGACUCUUCUGACUUACACAUUAAUAGUAGGGGUACAGUAAAUUUUCCCCAUGUCAAAAUACCUAAAGUAGACAUUUCACUUCCUCAUGGAAAAACAGGUGACACAGAUAACCAUGAGGUGGAGAUUGGAAGGAAGGGUAAAAUAAGAAUGCCAGAAGUGGAAAUAUCAUUACAAGAUGCAAAACAUGACACAUCUAAUGUUGACACUGAAAUCAAAGGUAAAACGCAAAAAAUGUCUGUGCCCAGUCUUGAUAUAUCAUUGCCUCAUGGAAAAACAAUGAAAAAUGAUGGUCCUGAUAUAGAAUUUGGAGUGAAAAGGAGUAAGUUCAAAAUUGCAGACAUUACGCUGCCUAAGAUAGAUGUAUUGCUACCUCACAGAAGCAAAGAUGAAAGUCAUGCACCUGAUUUAGAACUAGAAGGUGGAAAAUUAAAAAUGCCAACAACUGAUAUAUCCCUUCCAAAAAUAAAAUCUAAAGACGUUGUUCCAGAACUUCAACCAGAUUUAGGAAAAGGUAAAGUCAUGAUCCCUGGAAUUAAACUACCAACAAUAGAUGACUCAUUUCCUCGUGGUAAAAAAGAGGACACUGGUGAUCUUGAACUGGGAGUGUGUGGCAAAGAAGGGAAAUUUAAGGUUCCUGACAUCAAAAUUCCAAAAGUAGAUGUAUCAUCUCAAGGUCAACCAGAGAGUGCAGAGAAAACAGAGGUCAGAAGACAAGGCGGCAACUUUCAAUUACCAAAAAUAACAAUACCCAAAGUGGAUAUAUCAUUACCAUAUGGCAAAUCAGAUGACCCUCAGGCUUCAGGGUCUGAGGAAGUAGAAGGUAGGCAAUGUAAAAUUCCUGGUAUUAAGAUACAACAGGUAGCCAUAUCAUUACCAGAAACUAGAACUGGAGAGAUUGAUACCAAAGAGGGAGAAUCUGGAGGAGGGCAUGGAAAAUUCACAAUGCCAAAUGUUGAAAUCCCAAACCUAGAUAUAAAAAUGUCUAGGGAUGCAAACAUGUCAGAUUCUUCCACUGAUGUGAGCCUUAAGGAUUCACAUAAAGAGGGUAAAACGUUGAGGAUGCCUAAUGUGGAUCUAGAGCUGGAUCUGGGCUUAUCAAGAGAAGGAAAAAAGAAUAAAAAGAAAAAUGAACUUCCAGAUACCGAUCUGGAAUCUGCCGCACCGAAAGAAAAAAUAAAAGGGCCAAAAGUUAAAGGUUCUAAAUUUUAUAUUGGAAUGCCAAAAUUAAAAGUAUCUAGAUUAGAAAACAAGAUAAGCAAGUCUGGAAAAACAGAUACUAAAUUUCUAAAAGGAGGAACUGAUGCAAACUUGCAAGCUGAUUUACAAGCACCAAAGAUUCCUGAGCUUGAUUUUGACAUUGAGACUGCCCAAGCUGACACUAAUAAUUCUGAAGAAGAUAAAAAGCAGACCGGUAAAGGCAAAAUUCCAAAAUUUGGGAUACCUCUGCCUUCUUUAAGUUCACCUGAAGCCAACAUCAGUUCAUCUCAGGAAAAAGGUCACUCUGUAAACACAGACUCUGAGGCAGAGUGUGAAAGCCCACAUGUGCCAAAAGUAAAAAAAGCUGUAUUUGUUAUGGUGAAUUCACAAAUGGAGAACACUGCUAGUAUAGGUGGUGAAGCAAGUGCAGAAAUUGGAGAUGAGAAGCUCAAGCAGCCAAAGAUCAAAAUGAAGCCAAGUUUUGGCAAGUCUCGAUCAAAUAAUAAGGAGAAAGAGGUGGAAACUGAGGGAAAGUCAAAAACUGGUAAGUUUAAAUUGCCAAAAGUGACAUUUUCGUCUGGGCAGAGAGGAUCACUUGAUGUAACACCAAGUGGGUCUGAUGAUGGAACGAAUCCAAGUCUAAAUGGUGACAAAGAUGAAAAAUCAAUGUUUGGAAAGCUUAAAAUGCCUAAAGUGGAGUUUUUCUCACCAUACUCAAAAGAUGCAAGUGAGGAAGAGGAAAUGGAAACAAGCCUGAAAAUCAGGAAGGAGGCCUUGGGAGAAAGCAAAGAGAGCAAGGAGUCAAAAACAAUAUCAGGCACAAUGUCGUUCCCAGGUCUCAGGAAGAAAACAGAGAAGAAUGAGGAGGUGAGAAAGAUUAGUACUAUAGUAUCCUCGAAAGCAAGGACUGAAAUGUUGGCAGAAAGGAAAGGAUCAGAGUCUCCAAUACCCACAGUAUCAGCUGAAUUUGUCUCUGUAACGAAGAGUGAAGAAAGAGAGGAGACUACAUGGUUCAAAGUACCCAAGGUCACCCUUAGUCCCCAUUCUACCGGCAUCCAUAAUAUCACACCAGAAAGCUCUCCAAAAGGAAGCAAGUCCUCUCUUCCUUGCUCUAGUGAGGAAGCCUCUGGAGGAUUCUAUGUGAAGAUGCCAAGCGUCGAGGUUUUGACCCGUGAAAUGCCCUCAGAGCCUUUGAUUACUAAAACAGAGGGAACUCUUACUGUAGUGACUAAGACAACAAAGUAUACAGAAACAAAAAGUACCUGUUCGAAACAGUAAGAAUCUCAGUUACAGAACUGUGACAUACAAUCGGUAGUGGCAUAAUAAUUAGACCCAAAUAUUUGUAUAUGUGACAAUUAUUUCAGUCUUGGAGCUUUUAUUCUAUUUAAAGUAAGGAAAGCAAAAAUAUUUGAUCCAGCUUUUGCAAGAAAAACAUAACUUAUACAUAAUGAAAAUGUAGAGAAUAUUAUUUAUUGUAGACCUUAUUUUCAUAUUUUGUAGCUUUCCAACAUUUUUAACUUGCAACUCUGUAUAAACAUAAUAUAGGCACAAAUCUGUGUAACAUAGAUAGAUGCAAAGAUAUAUAAAAACAGAAUAGUUUUUUUGUGUGUGGUUUUUUUCUGCUCACACUUUUCUUGUGCAGUCUUGAAUGACAUUUAUGCUGUAGCAAUUUUAUAGCAUUUUGGUAAUAUUGUUUUGCCUUUUUCGAUGCCUGGUUGGUCUCUGUAGUUUAUGGUUGUUGUUAUGGAAUUGUGUGUAUUUUAAAUAAGAUUAGAAGUACAUGUACUAUUUUACAUAUUUAUAUGCAUGAUCUGUACAGAUAAGACACUAAAAAGAAAGCCUGUAAUGUUAAGUAGUUUUGUGAUACAUAUUUUUGCCACCUUUAAGAUAAAUUUAAACAAUAUUACGUUUUUUUUUGUUGUUUGUUUGUUUGUUCGUUUUGUUUGAAUUCUUCCGAGUGUGAAAUGUUUUUCUUUUUUUGUUUUUUAAAUUGUGUUGGUGAUGGGAUUAGUCUACAUGCAAGCAAUGCUGAUGUAUAUGUAUCAUAUUUUAAGCAGGUUUAAGUACUGAACUGCAUGUUUGUAUGUGCUGCAUUUUGAAACAGUAGUUAAGAUGAUGCCCCAUCUCCAUCUAAUGCAAAAAAUAGAACAGUCAAAUAAAAUAUUAACAUUCUAA
Molecule: messenger RNA, 9896 nt
Organism: Carassius carassius (crucian carp)
Lineage: Eukaryota; Metazoa; Chordata; Actinopteri; Cypriniformes; Cyprinidae
Product: neuroblast differentiation-associated protein AHNAK-like
Exons: 7
Coding region: 96-8999 (2967 amino acids)
Biological process (GO): regulation of RNA splicing
Cellular component (GO): nucleus; costamere; cytoplasm
Molecular function (GO): protein binding
Source: RefSeq, a predicted model, not a curated record